This is a messenger RNA of Xiphophorus maculatus (southern platyfish), 1853 nucleotides long. It is a transcript of the gene tspan2a, whose product is annotated as tetraspanin-2-like. NCBI's taxonomy places the organism in Eukaryota, Metazoa, Chordata, Actinopteri, Cyprinodontiformes, Poeciliidae. Gene Ontology annotation, cellular component: membrane. The coding region runs from base 230 to 883 and encodes 217 amino acids. The transcript has 8 exons. The record is from RefSeq and is a predicted model, not a curated record.
GACCCUGAUGGCCCCCUCCUCCAGAGCGCUCCCAUCACCAUUGGGCGGUAGCAGCUUCCCAGGCAGCCUGAGCAGCUUGUGCGCAUGUUUUCAUAUAGACUAACGGGGCAGGUUUUCAUCAUCAUUGCAUGGGGCUGAUGUUCAGUGGUAGGACGCGACUGUUCGCAAAAUAAAACCAAAACAAGACAAAGGCUUCUGAUCGGACAAAUCGACAAAUUCAGGCGACAUCAUGAGCAAAGUGCAAGGCGGGAUGAAAUGCGUGAAAUAUCUGCUCUUCGCCUUCAACUUCAUCUUCUGGUUGUCGGGCUUGUUGGUGCUGGCUGUGGGUCUGUGGCUGAGGCUUGACCCGAACACAGUGAAGCUCCUGACAGGCGAUGGCGCUCCUGACACCUUCUUCAUCGCUGUUUACAUCCUUCUUGGUGCAGGAGGCCUGAUGAUGGUCGUCGGGUUCUUUGGUUGUUUUGGUGCCAUACGGGAGUCUCAGUGUCUUCUUGCAUCGUUCUUUGCCUGUCUUCUGAUAAUCUUUGGAGCAGAGAUCACUGCUGGUGUGUUUGGAUUCUUGAACAAAGAACAGAUUGCUGAGGAAAUCCAGAAGUUUUAUAGCGACUCCAUUGCUGAUAAUAACAUUAAUGGCACUGCCAUAGCACUAAUUUAUCACAAAACUCUGAAUUGCUGUGGAGCUACCAAUUUUGAGAAAAAUCCAGAAUUAUGCCCAGACCAAACAGAGGACAAGGACUGUCAUACUGCAAUAUUAAACUUCUUCGAUGAAAAGCUGUUCAUCAUUGGAUAUAUAGGGAUUGGCAUCGCUGGAGUAAUGAUUAUUGGAAUGAUCUUCAGCAUGGUCCUGUGUUGUGCGAUCAGGAACAGCAGAGAAGUUAUAUAGUUGGGGUUAUGACUCCCUCACACACACACACACACACACACACUCACACAACAACAACUGGACCCCCACACAUGCGUACAACCCUUUAUAAUCAUUGUAUCCGUAUGGGUAGAGCAGCACCAUGGUUGCAUGUCUGUGACAUUCCUUUUAGAUUAGACUGGAGAGGUGGGGAGGUUAACUGCCCAAACUGCAUUCAACACGACACGCUGGAUCAUUUCAAAGCUUCUCCCCGUGACUUUACCAGCCCAGGAACACUGAUUUAUUACUGUUAUUUUCCAUUCUUAAUGCUUUGCUUUUUAGCAUGACGUUGUGACACUCCCUGCUAUUAACAUGUUUUUGUUAGAUGGUGCUCUGCAGAGUUUGUCAUACUGAACUGUAGCUACAACACAAUACAUAAGGCCUUCUAUGACACAAGAAUGUUUAUGAUGGAGGAGUAUUGCUGUAAAUAUGAACUAUUUUACACAUUUGCAGUCAACACUAUUUAUCAGGUCCAUCUAUUUGCAAAGUUUCUCAUCAAACUUUGUGUGAUUAAGAGUUUUGAGGACUAGCCUACCUUUGCAGAGUGAGUUUCCAUUGUGUGCCUAUUUGAACCUUUUAAGUUAUAGUCUAACCUGCAACUACAGGAUAACGUGUGCAAUUUUACAUAUAUUUAACAUGUACAUAACAACUGUGCUUGUUCUCUGCCUCCACUUUCAAGUAUUUCUACUGUACAGCACGAAUGAAAACUCAAAUUGUUAGGGAGGUCUGAUGAAGAACUGCCCCUUUUGUAAAUCUACAAAUUUUUCUGAGGUCAGUAAUGUGUUGCGCUGGGCUCUUCUUGAGCACAUUUAAACUGUAACAGUAAACUAGUUUGCAUUUUGUGGGAAUUUCUGUGGAUGUAAAUUUUGUUUGUGUGCCAAUAAGAUGUGAAAUAGAAAAUAAUACAGUCUGUUGUUCUGUUAAUGAUAAUUAAACAUACUGGGUGCUCAUA